Etheostoma spectabile (orangethroat darter) is the source of this 904-nucleotide messenger RNA. RefSeq names its product hippocalcin-like protein 1. The coding region runs from base 222 to 872 and encodes 216 amino acids. The transcript has 6 exons. Gene Ontology annotation, molecular function: calcium ion binding. The record is from RefSeq and is a predicted model, not a curated record. NCBI's taxonomy places the organism in Eukaryota, Metazoa, Chordata, Actinopteri, Perciformes, Percidae.
AUCAGCGGCUACCGGAGGAAGCGCCGGAGGAAGCGUCCAGAGCAAGCCCAGCAUCCCUGCAUCUCUACGCAGCUGUCCCGCACGGCGGCCCCGCUGAACCGGAGCACGGCCCCGCUCCACCCCACAGACACUACCUCGGCUUUAUCGGGUGGGAAAAGCAGCCUGGCCAUUGCUAUAGUCCCUGUCGUCGUCAAGGAAACCAAGAGUCCCGUCCCGUUGCCAUGGGGAAACAGAACAGCAAGCUGCGGCCGGAGAUGCUGCAGGACCUCCGGGAGAAUACCGAGUUCUCCGACCACGAGCUGCAGGAGUGGUACAAGGGUUUCUUGAAGGACUGUCCAAGUGGAACCCUGAACGUGGAGGAGUUCAAGAAAAUCUACGCCAAUUUCUUCCCCUACGGUGACGCUUCCAAGUUCGCCGAGCACGUCUUCCGGACGUUCGACACCAACGGCGACGGGACGAUAGACUUCCGGGAGUUCAUCAUCGCCCUGAGCGUGACGUCACGGGGCAAACUGGAGCAGAAGCUGAAGUGGGCCUUCAGCAUGUACGACCUGGACGGGAACGGGUACAUCAGCCGCGACGAGAUGCUGGAGAUUGUACAGGCCAUCUACAAGAUGGUGUCGUCUGUGAUGAAGAUGCCCGAGGAUGAAUCCACGCCAGAGAAGAGGACGGAUAAGAUCUUCAGACAAAUGGACCUCAAUAAUGACGGCAAACUGUCCCUGGAGGAGUUAUCAAAGGUGCCAAAGCGACCCGUCCAUCGUGCGGCUACUCCAGUGCGACCCCAGCUCGGCCUCCCAGUUCUGAAGCCCAUUACACCGUCCCCGACCUCCGCCCCCCACCCCCCCCCCCCCGCCCUGCUGCGACCAGUUCACUGAAAUCAAUGCAUGAUGCUUCCCCGUUUCUCAUC